AUGUCGGAAGACGAGACAACGAUCGAUGUUAUAAACCGCAUUUUCGAAGAGGCAAAGAAGGAAUAUGUCUGUCCUGGGUGUCUCAGCUCUUUCACUCGUUUUGAUUCAUUGGCAGAACAUCGAGAGAGAGAGAUUCACGGAAAGCAUGAGGGGCUUAAGGAAGAAGAACGGUCGACUUUCUAUUGCCGCUAUCGAACACUCCUUGGGUGGCAAGAUGCGGACAAGAAAUUAGUCUUGCCAACUGAUCGAGUCAAAUCCUCUGCGUUCACACUUGUCGGGUCCAACCUCUGGCAGGCAUUUUCGAUGGCAGCAUAUAUGAAGCGAUCGGCCUUGGAUGGUAAAGUGGAUGAUCCCGUUGACCAUGAACGUCAAAAUUAUUUCCAAAAUGCCGUCCAAUUCCCAAACAUCAAGAACCCAAAGAUGAUAGAUAUCAAACCUCUGAAUGGAACUUUUCGAGACCAUUGA
This is a messenger RNA of Penicillium samsonianum, 465 nucleotides long. RefSeq lists its product as uncharacterized. The coding region runs from base 1 to 465 and encodes 154 amino acids. The record is from RefSeq and is a predicted model, not a curated record. NCBI's taxonomy places the organism in Eukaryota, Fungi, Ascomycota, Eurotiomycetes, Eurotiales, Aspergillaceae. The transcript is spliced from 2 exons.